Schistosoma curassoni is the source of this 7440-nucleotide messenger RNA. The record is from the annotation of a GenBank genome assembly. NCBI's taxonomy places the organism in Eukaryota, Metazoa, Platyhelminthes, Trematoda, Strigeidida, Schistosomatidae.
GCAAUGAAUCUGGAGAACUUUCAAAAUAUUUUCCUGAUGACAUGUUAGCUUCAAACAUCCGACAUCCUAAAGAAGUUACUGUUAGAGUGUACAAGGCUGAGAAUCUACGUGUUGCACCACGUUCUGAUCAUAAACAAAAAAAAGUUAGCCAGAAAUGGAAAUGCGUUGUUCUAGGUGGAAAAAAGAAAAUUAGUACAGAGUGUAUCUAUGCACCGGAUGGUAAUCCUGUUUGGAACUUUGAAACUACAUUUAAAAUUGCAACUAGGGGUGAUCCAGUUGUCCUCUUAGUUUCCGAUUCUGAAGAUAAUCAUGUCGGUCAGGUAGUUGUACCCGGAGUUACAAUCCCGCCAAAACCGACAGAUCCUUCUGUUAGUCUUACGGAUAAUUCCCGACUAUGCAUCAUGGAGAUGGAACAAACUAAAAAGACGGAGAUUGGCUUUGGAAGACUUUAUUUCUGGAUUUGGGUGGAAGAGUACCGUAGCGAGGAAUCUAAAAGCAGGAGCACCAUGGGGUCGAUCUUAAGCUUGUCGAGCUUACAUCUUCAUAAAGACAAAGGUUCAACACCAAACUCAUUAAAUUAUAGUGGAAGUGUUAUAAGUUUAUCGUCAAAUAAUGAUGAGCACAAGAAAAAGAAACGGUGGUAUAAGAAAGUAGCCAAUCAUGCAUUACAUGUGCCUGCUCCAAUUCGACAAUCACGUUCACCUUCGAACUCACUGUUGAAUACAAAGCCGAUGAAUAAUGGUUACAAUCCAUUUGAUUAUUAUCAACAGAAUUUAAAUGAUGAAGAUGGAGUCAUUGAAGAAAAGGAUGGAAGUGUACUUGGAGCUUAUAGUGAAUUAACAGCUAAUUCAUUAUCAUCCUCAUCGGCAUUUGCUACAAAUCAAUUAAAACGCCGAAAUUCAAUGCAUCCAAGUAAAAGAAAUGGAUCAAUUGCUUCAAAUAUUGAUAUUAGUAUGAAAGAUCCAGAUGAACAUUUAAAAAAUAAACCGGAAUUAUUAAGAAUAGCACCAAAAUGUGGUCCAUCUUCAGGUGGUACUGAGUUAACAAUUUAUUGCCGUUUCCUCACGACUGAAAUAAUGAAGCGAUCUACCGUUUUUGUUGGUGACCAUCCAGUUUCUAGAGAUGAUUGGUUUUUGGAUGAGUCAAGUCAAUCUGAUCUAUCGCAGUUACGUAUCCAUAUGCCUUCGUUACAGCCUGGACGUUAUUCUAUUUAUAUUGAUAGUGUGGAAUUUGGACGCGUUCUUUGUAACCAAGAGUUUACCUACCUUCAUUCGGACGUAAAUUUAAUCCAAUCACCUAGAAGUAGCUUAGCUGUUUCAUCAAUGAAUGAACCAACUAACAAAAUUAUUAAUAUUACUCCAAAAACCAAUACAUCUGUUGAGGAGACUGACGGCAGUGUUGUAUUCAGUCGUGUGGGAUCUCAGAGAAGUAAUAUUAUAUUGGUUGAUCGGCGUAGUGGUCGUCGUGAACGUUCAAGACCUGAAGCAUUAGGCAAAUCAGAUUCAUUGAAUAGUUCUAUUUUAGGCGAUUCAUCUAAAAUGGGAGUGACAAAUCAUGAUAAAGUUGAUAUUAUGCAUAAAUACACCAACAGAACAAUCAAUACUCAUGUCAGUGAUUCAAGUAAAGAGUUAUCAAGUCAAGGUAAACCCUAUAAUAAUGUUAAUGAUGAUGAUGUUAAUAAAAAUUUCUAUGAAACUGAUCAUAAGCCUGUUACUGUUGAAAUUUCCACUUAUAUUCUACCUAGUCCAAUACAUUUUAAUCGUGUUGGUUCACAACGUGGUGAAUUGAAGUUAUAUGAUCGACGUAACAGUUAUAAUAGUAAUCGUCAUCAUCCUCGGCGUACUUCAGUGAAAACAACUAGUGAGGAAGAAGUGAAAGAAUUAGGCAGUUCAGUUGAUGUUCAAGAGUCUACUUCACUUUCGUCAGUUAUACUAGAUGAUAGGCGUGAUGAAACUGAAGAUUUUGUCAGUAAUCGUGUAGUAUUGUUGAACAAGUCAGAAAAUAAGAUGGAAAUAAGUGGGAAAAAUUUACCAGAUUUUCAAGAGGAAAUGUCAUCUUUCAAUCCAAUUUCAGAAUUUUCCAUUGAUAAUGAUACAGUUUCUUCCUCUUCUUCUGAAAUAUCUUCUAAUGAACAAUUUAAUUCAUGUUUGGAUAAUUCAGUCAUAACGAACUCUAAUGUCCUAUCGAAUGCUUCUUUAUCUCGAAUACCGGAAGAGUCAGAAAAUAACACGAAACUCAGUGAUUCACGUGAAGCAACUGAUUUUCAAGUUGCUCAUAAUAAAGACGCUAUCCAGUUCGAAAAAUCGAUUGGAGAAAACCCCUAUCAAAAUUCGAUGGAUAUUGGACCUUCCACUGCAAAACAGAAUUUUCUGCCUACCGGUGAGUCAGAAUUAGUCAGUUCAUUAGGAACUCCACCGAAAAUUAAACAAUCAUAUAAACGAAGUAGUCAAUCUAAUUUACCGAAUCGAACAAUCAACAGUGCUAAAUUCAAUCAAAAUGUUAAUCUUAUACCAACACGUAGAGUUUCAUUAUCUAAUUCACAAAUUCGAUUUAAUGAAGAUACAGAUGCAACGGAUUGUGUAUCCACAUUGUCCGGUGAAACUUCUCAAACAAUGGAGUAUAACGAAUUUAAUAAAACUCAUCAUGGUUCUGAUCGAAGUGCUGCUUCUGGACGAUCUAAAAGUAUCAUGGGUGCUAGUGAAGAAGAAGGUCUAAAACUUGAAAAUGAAGCUCUAAUUAUUAAUGCUACUAGAAAACUCAAGUAUUUUGUAAAAUUAGGCAAAUAAACCAACGAAACUGUCACAUUGUAUCUGGUCGAUGAAUAAUAAUCAGUGUUAAGCCAUGUCAGUCAUAAACGAGGCAACGACCCAAACUGUUUCACUUCAUAUCAAGACGACAAAAAUUAUGAUAAUUUGGUGAAUAGAAUUAAUGAAUUCAAAGGUUAGAAGUUAUGUAGUAAUGUUAAACUGAAGAAUAAUGUGUAAAAUUGGGAUUUUGAACCCUUUUGUCUAAAAUCUUCAAAUAUCCUCCAUAUACCUUAAGCAGAAAGUUUACACUUUUAAACAUGGUUUAACAAAACAGUCAAUAGCCUAAUGCACUGACAUAAUAUUUUGAUCUGGCUGUCACGAGUCUUUUUCCAACUUGUUUUUAUAUUAGGAAAUAUAGUAAACUGAUUGAGUUAAUAACUGGCCUCCAUGGUUAAUCAAAGUUCACGUUCUCAUUGUUCAUUUCCUCAUCUGUUUACAGUACAUUACAUUGAAUUUCAAUAUUUCUCUCUUGGUAGUUCUACUAUAUAUAAAUUCUCCAGUUAAACCUUAUCGACUCAUUUCAUACAUAUUUCAAAUUACUUAGUGUGUCACUCUUGUUUUCAGGGUGAUUUAAUGUUGUUUUCAUUUUAAUAGUUGAUUUCAGAUUGAUUUAGGUCACGGAACUACGUACUUCCAUUACAAAAUAAAACUAUGUUGACUUAAAGUCAUUCAGUAAGCGCUUAUUUGCUUUGAACAACGCAUAUACAGAGCAUUUGCUAUCAAUUUAAUGCAUUGAAUUGUACAAAGAAAACGCUUAAUGUUCAUACACUUCAAUCAGAAUACUUAGAUGACUUAAUAUUUGUUUUUUAAAGUUUCUAUGCAGUCUACUCUUUGACUGUUUUCCCAUUGAUAUAUUUUGCUUUAGAAAUUCCACACACAAAAGCUCACAGAAACUAUGAUAGUUUCAACUUAGAUAUAAGUUGAAAACUGAUUGUUUUUAAAAAAUAUAAUUAACUAGCUGUAACGAUUAUGAUGGUGCUGAAAAUCAACGUACUAUGGACCCUUCGUAGAUUCAAAGUAGAUGUUAAAAUAUAACGAUCUCUAGAAUUAAAUCUCAACUGCUAAAGAUCCAAAAUGUAAUUUAAAGAUGAGCAUUGGGUAGAUACUGCUUCAUAGUUUGAUAUGUCCAUCCAGUGCGACUCUAACCAAGAUCAAAAUCAACUGCCACACUGUCACAAUAAUCUUAUACUAAGAAGCAAGAAUUUAAUAGUUGACUUUUAAUUUAAUGACUUAUUUAAGAACAACACAUAUAACGGAAUGAGUGAAUGUCUACUAGCUUGGUUUGGAAAGGCUCAAACAAAGACAAUAAUUAAUCCUAUCUUGGCACACACAGUUGAUAAUGAAUGGUAGAUAAAAUAAAAUCAUUUUGAGUGACCUAUCGCAUACAUUUGUUAUUUCGCAAUGGGAUUUAAUCCCAUCUCCUAAAUAUUAGCAGAACCUGUUAGGAUUCGAACCUAUAACCCUAGUUUAUGUGACUAGAAGAAAUUCGUGACACUCCUAUCUUGGCCAGAUAUAACUUGAUAAACAAUUUUAUCAAUGUUUUCACAUCUCGUAUGUGUUUGUUACUUUUCACCUCUUUCCGUUUAUAUUCUUCAAUACGUAAUUAUUUACACACUAAUUAUGUAAUUUUAAUAAUCUUUUUAUGAUUAUUACUAUUUUAAAGUCUAAUUAUCCAAGUUUGACCUAUUUCCUAUUUUGAACUAUUAACUAGAACUUUUGCGAUUUUACUAUUCUUAUCAGUACUACUAGUAGACCUGUCUUUUUACUAUCAGUUUGUACUGUUCACCUGUUAUUCAUAGAUCAUGGACUCAUAAAUUAUUUUGACUGGUUUAGUAUUCUCAUAUAUAUAUUAAAGAUUGAUGACUACCUAACUGAAAAUCAUAUUGUUCACUUAUAUGUGUUAUUUUAAUUCCGCUACUAGUAUUUGACCACAGAUGCCUUAGAAAUAUUGCUGGCGUCUGCAAGGAUCACCGGCCAAGUAAUGGUGAGGUUAGACGCAGAGUAUUAGGGAAUGAUGGUAAAUCAGUUGAUGAGGUUGUGAAUCUUCAUCGACUGAGAUAGUUGGGACACGUGUUACAUAUGCCUGAACACCGAUUACCACGACGUGCAAUGCUAACUGGUGUUGGAGAUGGUUGGAAGAAAGUUAGGGGCGGCCAAACCAAAACGUGGUAUCAGUGCUUGAAGUCACUAACUUCUGGUGUGAGUCAUGUUAGUAGAUGCAGACUACAUGGUUGGGGUCCGCGUGACUAUCGUAACCAAUAAUUGGAGACUCUGAGCGACAUGGCUCAGAAUCGAUCACAAUGGCGUCGGUGUAUACACUCUCUGUCUUCCCUUAAACUAACAGAAUAAAAUCACUUCAUAUCUUUCUUUCUACAAACUAAUUCUUUCUUCCUGUACUAUAUCCUUAUUACAAUCUUUCUUUUAUAUAUUACCACCUCUGAACUUACUACUUCUAUGAAUCCGGUGUUCAUCUUGUUAUGUUAAUGAGGUGUGGCAACUUGGACCGAUGCAUAUAUGUUCCUGGUCCUGUGUUGUAGCUGAUUGACUGAGUGUUAUUUUAAUUUCACAACGAUAAUCUUUACUUAUAUAAGAAUCGUUAAUCGACAUUAUCCAAUUGAUUGGCAUCAACGAUUUUAACUUUCUGUUAAAAUGUAAAAUUCAUUUUUCAUGUCAGUUACUGAUGAGCAAGCAAUUAUUGUCGUCUAUAACUUUUGUACUUCUCCAGAUGUUGUUAGUUUUUAAUGAAAAUUAUCUGCAAAUUCUACGUACUGUCAUUGGUUAGUAAGUUUAGACUUAUUUACUUAAACACUGACUAAGUAUUUCGUAUGUGUUACAUCAUUUAGAGGCCAUAAUUUGUUUGUUGCGGUAAAUAACUCUAUGAAGGUAAACUGUUCAACAGGUAUUGAUCAUUUGAUGUCAACCUUGUUAAUUUCUAUUGAUUUAAGUAACUGUAAGUAGAGAUGAUCACGGGUAUAUGCCAUUUUCUGUUAUAUCUUUCAUUCAUAUGAAAUCCUUCUAUCAUAUGUUUGAUAACCAGUCUAAUAGUUUCAUCCUCAUCUAUCUCCGCAUACCACAGGAUAUACUGCAGCUCCCUAAUACUACUACUACUGAUUUUUUCUCAUGAGUGAUUUAAAUAAAAUGUUUAGAAGGGGUUUUGUACUAACAUUAUCAUAUUUUGUUAUAUCACGUUUCAUCAUUAUAAACUUAUUAAUUACUUUAUGAUCUUUUGUUCUUUCUUUUCAUCAAUAUACAUAUCAUGUGUCAUGAUAGCGUUACGUUCAUUAUUGAACGAUGCUAAUCAUCUCAUUAGUACUAUCAAAUCGCAUACAAUAACAUUGGAAACGGAAUUAAAUGCAAAAGUUAACGAUGUUGAUCGUUUAGCCGAAGAAUUAUGUCGUUUAAAAAAUCGUCUUCUUUUAGAUGGAUUAACUCAGUAUUUGGAAAAAGUAUAAUAGUAAAAAGCAUCAUCAAACAUACACAUCAAGGAAUUGAUUUUUUUUUUCUAAAAACAAAAAAUACAGAUAAACGAGUAUUGGACAGUCGAAUUAAAUAUUCAAGUCAGUUUGAUCAUUAUUAUUAUUAUUAUGAUGAUGAUGAUGAGGAGGAGGAGGAGGAUUACGAAUAUUAAAUCUUUCAACUGUUGUUAAUUGAUUAUUUCUGUAUUAAGGCUUAUUCUCUUAUCUGUCUGUCUAGACUCUAUUCAUUAUUCUCAACUUUCGUAUUGUCUAUUUGUUGACAUGAUAUUGUUUGUUCUUUGUCUGUUUAACUCUUCCUCGGAAUCCCACCAACAACAACCUCUUUUUGUCCCAUUAUUAUUAUUGUCUGUGUAAAGGCAUUUAAUUUUUAUUACUACUAUUAUCCCCAUUACAUGGUAUCUAUUCACUUUAUUUGGUCUGAUUCAAAUUGUUUUUGUGUAUGUGUAUGUAUGUUUCGAGGUAGAUAUAGAACCAGAUAGAAUUAACGCCCUUUUAUGUACUGUUUUUCCUAUAAAUUAUUAAAAUAUAUUGAUCUCUUUUCAUUUCUUAUUAUUUUUAUGAGCUCGUCUGAUUAAAAUCAAAGUGUUAGCACAAUUUUAGAACUAGUUUAAAUGGCUGGCAUAGAUACUAUAUGCAACAAUUGUCAGUUUUUAUAUACCUAUAUGAUGCCUAUCAUAUAUCUAUCGCCAAUUCUUUUUUUAAAAAAAACACAAAGACAAGCAAUAAUCUACAGAUCAGAUCUUCUAAUAUUACUUUCAUUGUUUAUCAGUUUUUGUUUACUUUUCAAAUCAGAAAAGAAAACUCAACUCAUUCCAAAAGCCGAGAUCUUUUUAAAAAGAACUAGAGAUGCCUAUAUCAGAAUAUUAGUUAAUUGACUUAUGAACUUUCUUUUUCAAUAUUACUCUAUAUUAGGCGACAACUAUGCAAGGCAUCAUAGAAACAGUAUCGUUUAUUAUUAUUUUUUUCUCUAUUCUAAACAAACACUUAUGAACUUUUACACAGAUUUUGAUGUAUACACAUUCAGUUGUUAUAUAUUUGCUCAUUGUUUGUUUGAAAGACACUAAUUGAUCAUUUUUUCCCUUUUUUUUUAAUUGUUUUUUUUUCUAUUUCGAGUUAAUCAUUUGAAUGAAAAUAAUAAUACAACUGAUAACCACUUG